GAUUUGUCCCAAUCACUGCCUGAUUAUGAUUUGACUAUACGCUUAAGCAAACCCCGACAAUGCUGCGACUCACAGCAGCGGGUUUCGUGACCUUCCUUGUCAGUCUCGUCGCCCAAGCCAAAGAAACCGGCGCGGACGCCUGCGACAGCGGAAAUUGCCCAUGGCUAGCGCAAUGCAAUGACGUGCUUGGGUCGAUAGACUGCAGCGACUGCAAGCCGGGCGCAGUCCACGCCAGCCUUGUGGGCUCGUCAAAACUGGACUGUGUUAAUGACGGUAACCUGGUGUGCGACACUGCACCCUGGACGACACCGCGUCUAGUCAAUGCCUGCCACGACGAGGACGACUGUCCCUGGGGAUACGAAUGGAGCGAUGAAAGCAGGUCGUGCGUGGACGUGGACGAGUGUGAGGAGGGAACACACGAGUGUGGCGACAUUGCCCGGUGUGCAAACGUGCCGGGCAUCUACGUGUGCGUGUGCCCGAAGCUGCAAGACCACUACGUGGGGACGUUCACGGGGAGGUACCGGUUCUCCAGGACAUUGAAAAGCUGCAUUGAUGACUCGGCGGACCCGGUGUGCACCUACCCGCAGUUCCGCUACAACGGCACGUGUGUGUCGGAUGCCUGCGCCGACACGUGGUGUGGUGAUAACGAGAUGUGCAUGACGUCGGUGGAUGGCAAGACCGCCGAGUGUGCCUGCAUGGGGGAGCUGGACGAGGACGACAAUUGCACGGCACCGUUCGAGUGAUGGCAUCACACCAUACAUGACACGCAAGCAGGCGGGGCACUGUGAAGUGCCCAAGCCCGCCCUGGCCGCUGUGGACGGCAGGCUGGCUGGGGUGUCAAACCAGAUGGCAGUGCCCUCGGUGUGGGUUUUGCAUGUACCGUACAUGCUUUUGGGCGAUCCUAGGUGGUGAUUCUGGUAUCCAUGAGCGAUGAGCGUGCGAUGGCAUGUGCCUGAUAUGCAGCUGGUAUGUGCCGUAUCAUAGGUGCUUCAACUGGUGUCUAGUGCACAGGUGUUGCUCGCUGCUUGCUGGAGCUGGCCACACAUUGCUUGGGUGGGUUGCUAGGCGGGGGCACCGCGUGGGGAGCAAGUGAAGCGCUUGGCAGCUCGCGGAAUUUACGAAUUGUGUCGUGCUGUGGUGGCAUGGCAAGCAGGGAAGACGUCCACUGAUAAGGGUUCCCGCCGUAGAUACGUCGGCGCAAAGCAUCUUCGAUGAGCGGUUC
Chlamydomonas reinhardtii is the source of this 1222-nucleotide messenger RNA. RefSeq lists its product as uncharacterized. Lineage: Eukaryota; Viridiplantae; Chlorophyta; Chlorophyceae; Chlamydomonadales; Chlamydomonadaceae. Gene Ontology annotation, molecular function: calcium ion binding. The transcript is spliced from 8 exons. The coding region runs from base 60 to 743 and encodes 227 amino acids. The record is from RefSeq and is a predicted model, not a curated record.